Molecule: messenger RNA, 1438 nt
Organism: Schistosoma rodhaini
Lineage: Eukaryota; Metazoa; Platyhelminthes; Trematoda; Strigeidida; Schistosomatidae
Source: the annotation of a GenBank genome assembly
AUGGAAUAAAUAAAUUUGAUUGGAUAAAUUUUAAAGAAAGGGAAGUUUAUUGAUUUUUCAAGCACAUUAAAUGAUGAAAUAUAUGUAUUUAUAAAAAAAAAAAGCACAUAAUUCGAAAUCACUUUUGAGCAUUAUCACCAUCAUCAUCAUCAUUAUACACAGAUUAAUAAACAAAAGAAACACAAUCAUGUUAUAUUAAACAACCCUAUAAUAAUUAAUAACAACAAAGAAAAUGUUACAUAAUACUACAACUAUAGAUUAUAAUCAGUUAGUUGGUGGUUUUCGUGCAUAUCUAUGUCCAAUUAUUGCAAUGAUUGGUGUGAUAGGAAAUAGUUUCAUUAUAUUGAUUUUUUUAAAAGAAAAACCAUUAUCAAGAUUUUCAAUUUAUUCAAUCUUUUUAGCUAUUACUAAUAUGAUUACAUUAAUAAUGAAUACAUUUAUUGAUGAUUUUCUUGGACGUGGUUUAUAUUAUUUAACUAAUCAUCAAUACUAUUUUAAAUUAGAUACAAUUUCAAAAUUUUGGUGUAAAAGUGUUGAAUAUCUAUCGAAUACAAUGUAUUUUACAUCAUCUUAUUUAAUUGUUAUAUUUUCAAUAGAUCGUUUAUUAACUAUUCAUAAACCAAUUAAAUUCUAUUCAAUAUAUCAUAAACAUUGGGCUUUAAUUGCAUGUAUUUUAGUAUAUUCCAUUGGAAUAAUUAGUAAUUCACCAUUAUUAUUUGUACAAACAUUAAUAAAUGAUACAUCAAGUCGAACAAAUUUUACAUGUAGAAUGAUAUCUGAACAUCCAAUAGCAAAAUUUACAAUAGCAUUUGAAACAAUUGUUACAUUUACAAUACCAUUUUGUCUUGUAUUAUUUUUAAAUAUUUUCAUUUGUAUUGAAUUAUGGAAAUUGAAAAUUCAUCGAACAACUUUAUUACCAACUGAUUGUUCUAGGAAUCGUAUGGAAAUGGGACGAGUUUUUGGACAUUUAGCUUUGAGUACUGCAUUCUUAUUAUUAUAUUUACCAAUGGUAUGUUUUGUAUUAAUACGAUUGAGUCAAAGUUUAUCACAUGUGGAUAGGCAUAAACCUUAUGCAAUGAAUAUUAUUGAUUUGUCUAGACUUUUCUCAUCUGUUAAAGAUAUUACUUAUGCAGUGAACUUCUUCCUGUAUUUAAUAUUCUUGCGAAAUUUUAGACAUGGAUUUCAACGUUUAAUCUGUACAGUAUAUUGUAAAAAGGUGUCAUCAAGAUCAUUGCAUAGACCCCAAAGAACUGAAGAUUGAAUAUACAUCAAUGUACUUUUUGAUUAGUUAACAGAUUCAUAUUUGUUUGGUUAUUUUUUGAGUUUAAACGCUGUUAUGCCAGAAAUAAAGCUUGUUAACAGAUUCGCAUAACAUUGAUUUUUUUUGUCAAACACUAUUUUCUCGAUUAAAUAGUUAUGUUGGUGAGCUGGAUUGACU